ACAGUGCUGUAGACGUCUGUAGGCGACAAACCAUGGAAACACACCUGAUCCAACAGGAGAUGAAUUUACUCUGAGGGGGAAAAAAAAGAUGCCAUUCAGUCCACAGACGGAAAAAGUGGGGAAAAAAUGGUAAACGAAGCCUAAAAGAUAAUAAUCGUCUUAAAUUCGCCCUCAAGAUCCUCAGAUUCUCCUGGUGUGACUCUGAUUGGGACCUGGUGUGAGUGUUAGGGGGCUAUGGUGACACGAUGGGCACAGGCUGGUGUGAGGAGAGAUGUACCAGCGUCACCGGGGGAAGACGGAGGGAUAAGGGAGCAGAUCUUUGGUCAAGGCUGUGCACUGUCACGCUCUUGUUCUCUGUUCUGUGCGGUCAAGUGUCCCCUCAGUGUCCAGACAGCUGCCACUGUGCCUGGGACACUGGCACCGUGGAGUGUUCAGAUGCCGGGCUGCGGGAAAUACCAGAGGGGAUCCCGCCGGGAACCAUCUCCCUCCACCUGGAACGCAACUACAUCCGGAACAUCCCGGAGAGGGCCUUUAGUGAGCUGGUACACUUACAGGACCUGUACCUGUCCAACAACCGCAUCGACUCACUCGCCUCGGGGGCUCUGCGGCACCUGGGCCCAGAGUUGCGCCUGCUGGACCUCUCACAUAACCUGCUGAGGAAGGCCAACAGGGAGGAGUUUGGCUCCACACGAGCAAAGACACGCCUGUACCACAACCCCUGGCACUGUGACUGCGCCCUCCAGGAGCUGAUGGAGACUCUGAACCUGGAGCCCGAAACAGUAAACGGGAUCGUUUGUGAGAGCUCUGUGCGGGGUGUGGGAGAGGGGAGCAGGUGGGAGGACCCUGGGUCCCAGGGAGAGCAUGCAGGUCAAGCGUUGGUCAAACUGUUGGAUUCUGGAGUGAAUUUCUGCAGUCUGCAGAGGAAAACCACUGAUGUGGCCAUGCUGGUGACAAUGUUUGUGUGGUUCUUUAUGGUCAUUGUGUAUGUAGUGUACUAUGUGAGGCAGAACCAAGCCGAGGCACGCAGGCAUUUGGAGUACUUGAAGAGUUUACCCAGCCCACGCAAGACCCCCACCGAGACAGACACUCUAAGCACUGGUUUCUGAACUUCAUUUGAAUAAAAUAAUCAGAUACCAGACAGGCUGACAAAGUUCAAAAUGCUGUGUGAUUAAAAUAAUCCAACUGUGGAGGAUGCUGAUACAGAGGAGGAAAUUAACCUUUUACAGCCGAGUUUCCUUUUUGGAAAAUGUCUUUAUAUUUCUUACAAGAGAUCAACCUAUGUUUAAUAUUGAUUUUCCUGUCUAAUGAAAAUAGAUUUGGUGAGUUAGUGAACUCAUUUUACCAUCUGCACUGAGACAAAACACAGGAAAGGAUGAAAAUGAAGAAAUGCUUUGAACCAUCAAUCUUCCUUGCGGUCUUGUUUUCCCGUCCUUUUCUUCUCCCACAAUGAUGCUGCAGCCUUUUAUCUUACAUUAGGCUCUAAUUGGGGGUCUUUGACCAACUGACCCUCAUUGAACACUUGAAAGGCACUAAUCAGGUAGAGUACAUUCAUCGGGUUCAAAAGGAGAUUGUGCAUUGUCCAAUGUGUGUCCUUAUUAUAUUUUUGAUGUGUGUAUUUGUGUCUUUCCUUCACUUUCUUUUUUUUUUGUUACUAUGAAAACUGAUUUUGUUCAGAUGCUAUUUAGGUCUUUCUCAAAUCAAAUACACAGACACAAAGCAAUUUGUUUCCAUGCCAGUUGGGAACUACCAAUCUCAAUCUACUCUCAGGGAGCCAUUAGAGCUGGAGACGAACAAUAUUGUCUCAUAGCUGCAGGAAUUAUCUCUAAGAUAUCUGAGCAGCUUAGCAUCGUGUACAUACAGCUGAUCACUACAGAGAAAUUUCAACCAGAAAUGGAAACGUUGACAUGAAUUAGAUUAGCAGAGCCAUCUAUCCUGAGAGAAGCUAGUUUAGCUUUAAUUAAUCUCCUGAGUCCUGUUUCCUCCCUGCACUGAUUGCUGUGCACAAAUGUUCCCACAUCGCACAUUUUCCAUUUAGGCUGUAUAACUUAUUUAUUCAUUUGCACAGAUAAUAAAUGGAUUCCCUUUCCCAGUUGCUGCAUUUAAUGCUCGCAAUAGACAAAACGGGGUGUGUAUCGUCAACACUCUCUCUGCAUAUCCAGCUUAGAGUAAAUGGAACAAAACCUGACGGGAUUAACAGCCUCUUUUUUUUUUUUUUUUUGCUUGAGUUCAUCAUAUAAUCAUAUUUACUGUGGCACUUCCACCGGAGCAUUUUAUCCUGUCAAUGUGUAAGUGUUUGUCAUUGUUCAGGAAUGAUAAAAGGUCUAUGGAUGUUAUUUCCAUGUGGGUUUCAUCCUCAAUCUCAGAGGUCAAAACAUGUUUUUUAUGAAUCUUCUUCACUAAAAUAAGUUUGUAGCAACUGGAAUGAGAAGCCAUUAUAGCAGCAUGGUGAGUCCGUUGUAUUAGGAAAAACUUCUAAUUUGUCCCAUACUUUGGAUUAAGACUAAACAUCACUGCACAUUUAAUAACAUUAUUCGUAUCACCCUCAGCUUUUCUUUGUCUCCAGAGCUACGUGGCUAAUUCAAGGUGGUUAGUGCUCAUUGUAAACAUGUUAGCUGCUAAUUAAUAGUAUGAUAGCACUGUCAUUGUGAGCAUGUCGCUCAUCUGUAGACUUUCACUCAUGUGUCUUAAUGGAUGUAGUGACGUAUUGUAAGAGCAAACCCAGCUACGCUGUAGAUCAAUGACUUUCUUUGUCCUGUGUCGUGCUAAAUGUUCUCAGUGUUUUGUAACCUACAGAGGAAGACUUGUUGUUUUGUUUACAGAUGAAGAUUCUGUAAAUUAGGCGUAGAUUGUCCAGAACAAGCUUGAUGAAUGUAAAACAUCUCUGCUGUUUUACCACAGGCUUAAAAGAUGACGUGUGUUCUGCUGUUUUAGACUCUUGUAAAAGGACUGUUAAUGUAACCUCACGUGCUGUCGCUUGUCUGUCCCAAAUCAUUCAUCUAAUGUGAAAAUCUCCCCUAAUACAACGCUUAAAAGAAAGUCAAGAACCACAAGAACCAUGACGUCUGUGUGGAGGAUAUUUAUUGGUGAUGUAUUUCUGUUUUGGUGAUCAGUUUUCCCUCUCCUGUUUCUAUGCCAAUAAUUAUUCAAACAAGGAAAAAAGGCAUAAAUUGGAAA
Solea solea (common sole) is the source of this 3174-nucleotide messenger RNA. RefSeq names its product leucine-rich repeat-containing protein 3-like. Lineage: Eukaryota; Metazoa; Chordata; Actinopteri; Pleuronectiformes; Soleidae. The transcript has 2 exons. Gene Ontology annotation, cellular component: extracellular matrix. The coding region runs from base 246 to 1106 and encodes 286 amino acids. The record is from RefSeq and is a predicted model, not a curated record. Gene Ontology annotation, molecular function: protein binding.